Molecule: messenger RNA, 1479 nt
Organism: Aplosporella prunicola CBS 121167
Lineage: Eukaryota; Fungi; Ascomycota; Dothideomycetes; Botryosphaeriales; Aplosporellaceae
Exons: 2
Coding region: 181-1479 (432 amino acids)
Molecular function (GO): hydro-lyase activity
Source: RefSeq, a predicted model, not a curated record
CGUCUUCUCUGUCUUCUCCGUCUCUCAAUUGACUUCGUCCCGUUGGCUUCGUCGUCACCCUUUCUAUUUCCUUAAAGAAAUCCAUUUCCAUUUCUGAACUUCUCAACAUACCCACCUCCCGUGUCUCAUCAUCUCUGCUUGUUUCUUCUAGUUCUACCUACUCUGUCUCUGUCUCCCACCAUGGCGUCGACACCCUCCUUCAUCGCCCAGCACGGCGCCCACCGCAUCCGCACCAUCGACAUGCACACGACAGGCGAGCCCACACGCAUCAUAUACGCCGGGUACCCAGAGCUCCAAGGCGCGACGCUGCUAGCGCAACGCGCCUACGCGGCCGCCCAGCACGACGCUCUCCGGCGCGCGCUGCUGCUCGAGCCCCGCGGCCACCGCGACAUGUACGGCGCGCUGCUGCGGCCGCGCACCGAGCACACGAUCUCCGACAACGCGCACAUGGGCGUCCUCUUCCUGACCAACGCCGGCUACAGCACCAUGUGCGGGCAUGCGACGCUGGCGCUGGGCCGCAUGCUCGUCGACUGCGACGACGCGGCCAUCUUUCCUCAGCGGGGCGCGCUCGUGGUCGACGAGGCGCGCAGGGAGGUCGAGGUGCGGCUGCAUGCACCGUGUGGCGUCGUCAGGGUCACGGUGCCUGUUGUGCUUCGAGACGCGGGCGCGGACGCGGAGGGGACGGGCACGCCGAAAUGGCGCGCGGACCCAACCCGCCCGGUGUGCUACCUUUCGGUGCCGAGCUUCGCGACGGGCCUCGACGCCGCCGUCUCCGUCUCUCCGGCGCUGCGCUGGGCCGAACUCGCCGCCUCCUCAGGCAGUCCCGACGCCGCGGCAGCAGCAACAGUCACGGCAGACGUAGCCUACGGCGGGGCGUUCUACCUGCUAGUGCGGGCGUCGGCGCUGGGGUUUCCCUCGGACGCGCUGGCGACGGUGGCGCGCACGCGCGACGGGCUCGCGCGCCUCGAGGCCGCGGCUACGGCCCUCACGGCCGCGUUCAACAGGGACGAGGGCCUGCGCGCGCGCUAUCUACGGCACCCGGACAGCGGUGCCGAUAGGGGCGGCGAGGCUGCCGCGCUGGAGUUCUUGUAUGGCGUUAUUAUCACCGACGACAGCGAGGCGGGUGGCGCGGGUAAAGGGGGAGAAGGAGAGGUAGGCGAAGAGACCGGGCUCUGCGUGUUCGCGGCGCGCCAGAUCGACCGCAGCCCCACGGGCUCGGGGGUGCAGGCGCGGGUGGCAGCGGCCGUGGCGCGCGGGACGCGGCAGCUGGGGCAGCGGUGGCGGUACCAGAGCGUCGUGUCGGUGGGGGCUGGGGGCGAGGGGGCAUUUGUUGGGCGCGCGGUCGAGGAGGCCGACGAGGUCGUGGUGCAGGGACGCAAGGCGGUGCGCGUGGAGGUCGAGGGCAGGGCGUGGUAUAUGGGCGCGGCGGAGUGGGUGUUGGAGGAUGGGGAUGUGGUGGGGAGGGGGUUUGAGGUGUAG